Messenger RNA from Achroia grisella, 764 nucleotides. Its product is annotated as cytochrome b5-like. Gene Ontology annotation, cellular component: intracellular membrane-bounded organelle; membrane. The coding region runs from base 57 to 461 and encodes 134 amino acids. The record is from RefSeq and is a predicted model, not a curated record. The transcript has a single exon. NCBI's taxonomy places the organism in Eukaryota, Metazoa, Arthropoda, Insecta, Lepidoptera, Pyralidae. Gene Ontology annotation, molecular function: heme binding.
CCCCUCCGACCCACACCACGGCUCACCAGUGCCCGCCCGCCGCGUGAGAAGCUCGCAUGCGACCACUACACAACAUGGCCGACAAGAAGUUUACGAGGAAGGAGAUCGCCGAGCGAAACUCCAAGGACAACGCCGUCUUCAUCAUCGACAACAGCGUGUUCGACGUCACCAAGUUCCUGGACGAGCAUCCCGGCGGACACGAGGUUUUAUUGGGCGUCGCCGGCAAGGAUGCCACCGAGGACUUCAACGACGUCGGCCACAGUCUCGAUGCCAAGGAGUUGAUGCUCAAGUACAAGAUCGGAGCGGUGGUGGACGAGGACAGAGUGGAAGUGAAGAAACAGUCGGUGACGUGGACGAUCGCGAGCGACACAGAGAAGGAGAGCAGUUUCGUGAGCUCGUGGAAGUUCCCGGUGCUGCUCGGGAUCCUGGCGACCGUCCUGUACACGUACCUGUUCGGGUAGAGACGAGAAUACCAGACGCAAAGCGCAGUGAACUAAGGCUAGUAGGUGCGGACCCUGCGCUCGAAUUGCGCAGUAAAACAGUUACGACGGCCUAGACCUUCGACCUGCGCUAAAUAUUUUAUUAACAACGUGGACUGUCCGUGUGUGUGUGAGUGUGUGUGUGAAGGGCCACGAACUGUGAGUGUGUGUGAAUGCGUACCCGUCUUGGCAGGAUAUAAAAGCGGGUGAAAUUGACGAAUUGUAAACGUGAGGUUUAUAUACAACUAUUGUGUGUAUAGUAAUUAAUAAAUUAUUUUUGUUACA